UCUCCAUCAGAUCUGGAUGCUUUGAAAACAAGGAGCGCCAUUAGGCAUUUUAAUCCUCAUUAUUACACGGUUCGCAGAAAUAUCGUUGACACAGAGGAUGAUGUUUCAUUUGUUUCGUUAAAGUGAUAGGAUUAUUUGUGAAUUAAAGUCAUUUGCUGUGUUUGGAAAUGGUAUAUUCGUUGUUUAAUUUGAUAUAUUCAUCUAGCCGUGCAGUAAACCCUUUCCGGGUUUUCAGAGCACUUCGGCGGUUUCCAAACUGUCACCGCUGCUGCUCCGCCGGGAGGAGAGGCGGGUAAAAAUGUAAACACACACAUUCAUCCUCAUGGAGAUUUGUUGUUUGGUAGCUCGCUAGACUUGUAGUUGCUAUUUUAUCAGAAGUAACACGGCAGAGCUGCUCUACUUUUGCUUCGCUUACAUCUUUUGAUAAUAGAUAUUUAGUUUAGAUAUUACGUUACAGACGGUUUCGUUCCAACGACCGCGUAGCUAUCGUCAGCUAACCUAGCUAGGGUACAGCUCAGCAGCUAGCUAGCUAACGUUAGCAAAAAAAAACAAUCAAAAUAACGUACAUAUAUUAACGUUAGUUUGUCCUUCAAUUAUCAAACGUUACCACCUGAGAUAUCCUGAUGCAAUUUGAUGGAGGACUACGAGAAGUUUGUGCAGCGUCGUCUCUCCCAUCUGAGGAAAAGUGAGGAGGAACACAGCAAACCUUUACCUGCAUCCUCGCUCAUCCGCUUCUAUGGACAACCCAUCCUUCCUCCCCUGCUCUCAGGGGAGCAGAGAGAGAAGAUGCAGCAACACAGAGAUGCAGCACAGACAGCUGAUGUCCAAAGAAAGUUGAAGGAGGAUUCAAGAAUGGCCUAUGUGCAAACUAUCCUACACAGUGUUCAGCUGAGGAAGACGCCAACACUGGAGGAGUUGCUUCAAGAGACAGAAAAUAACACAAAAUCUUCAUAUUCCCAUGACAACAGUGGUGGGUCAGUGUCGCAGAGCAAUUUAUUCAUAAGACCGACGGAUGAUCUUUCGCUUUUUCCACCAACCGGAAGAAAAGAACAGAAUGGUGUUCCUCUUCCACCGUUGACAUCAACUACAUAUAGUGCCUUUUUCACUUCUACUGUGACACCUCAGCAAAGUUACCAGGAAAGAUGCCUUAUUGACCAACAUUACAAGCAACAUGGAUCACAGCCAAGUUCCCUUAAUGGCGUAAGCCACCGAUCAGUAUCCUCCGGCUACUUGACCUUUGAAAACACCACCAGUGUCUCUGAAAGGAUUAGUGCAGAGAGAGAGAGCCAUGGCUUUGGCUCCUCAGACGGAGCUUAUAAAAAUAAUAUGGGUGGCUUUUUCCUUCACAGCACCUCAGAGACAAUUGCCAAGAUGCCAGAUAUUAUUAGCCACCCUCCCAUAGAUGGAGAGGAAUUAGAAAGGAGUGGACUGGAAGCAUCUAUUUGUAAUAAUAUUAUAGGAGUAAAAGACAUUUGUUGCCCCUUGCUCCAGGAGGAAUCAGUCAUAUGUGACCAUUUACCAGUAGAGACAUCUGAUAGCAGGGAUCUGGACAGCACAGAGGUUGAAGUUAACCUUCCCUGUAACACAGUACCCGACACUGAAGAAGAUCAGCGUUUGGGCCGAAUUGAGGGCCCAGUCUCUUCAUUAGAAAACAGUGACAUUUCAGACAACCUGGAGUCAUCACAGACAUCAAGCCCUCCUCGCAUUCCAACGGCAGAGCUGCAUAUUCCACACGACUCCAGAGAAUUCGAACCAGCGGACAACCAUGUAGAUGAAUCAAAGCCAUCUGAGGAGCCUUAUCGUCUGAGCCUCCAGGCCUUGUUAAAGAAAUCUCAGGAGUAUCGGCGGCGCCAGCGGAUGCUUAGGAACCAAGCCAAAACUACUAAAAUUCAGGAGAGGACCCAAGAACAGACAAGAGCAAGGGCAGAGGAGCAGAGCCUCUCCGAUAAGGAGAAUGACGAGUUCCCUUACAAGGGAAUUGUGACUGCAGAUGGGAAGAAAACUAAAGAGAGGAGAGAUACCUCACAAAAUAAAUCCUUGGAAAAUGAGAGGGUGAUUGAGAGUGAGUUUUUUGGGGAAAAGGCUAACUUUAAAUCUCAAAGCCCCCACUUAACAGGACAUGGAAAUACUAAGGAAAUAACUAGUGUUGAGGAGGAAACAGUCCUAAAAAAUAAUAAGCUGAACAUUUCACAAGAAAUCCUAACAGAGCCUAAACAAAUGAACACCUUCCCCCAGCAACAGCAGCCCACGUCAAUAGAGACCUUGCUUAUUCAGGAAGCCUUUUACUUGACCAAUUGUCCCAAAGCUUUUUAUAGUGGAGUAGGGAAAUAUCACACAAUCCCAGCCCCUAAUUUCUGUAGGAGUCCUGUGAAUUGCAAAAGCAAAGGCAGUAUCCAAGAUGGAGAUGAUGGAGAAGCUGUUAAUGUGGCCAAGAUCUCUAAGAGGAACGUUUUGGUGGAUACUGGUUUGAGCGAAGACCACAAUGUUGAUGAAGUGAACCCGGGACAUAAAAACAGUAACUCUGGAGUUCCUUUUACUGGGAAUCUCAUGGUUGAAGGUGAUGUAACAAGCAUUUCAGCCAGGAGUUCACAGCACAUAGAUCAGCUUGAGUCCAACCUUUCCAGUCUAAAAGUAAUGAUCUCUGAUCUGGAGUCCACAUUGACAGGGAACUUAAAGAAUCACAGCCAAACUGAGAGCAACACUCACAGUGAGGUCACUUUUAAAGGCAUCCAGCACUCUCGUCAAAGUGAUUGUGACUACUGGGAGGACAAACUGAGCAAUGUUGAUGACAGCAAUGAAGCAGAGCAAGACCAAAAGUACAGAGAGUGGCAGAGAAGACAAUUAUUAGACAAUUUUAAGAACAUGCAGGAAGAUACAGAAACUGAACUAAACAAUAGUGACACAGACAAUGUUUCUCUCAUAACAGAGGUAAAAGAAACUGAGGCAGUUAACGCAAGCGAGCUCAGACUAAUCAAAACCUUAGCUACAGAGAGAGGAAAGGAAAAAGGGACAUGUAAAGAAGGACUUGCAAAGAGUCACGGACAGCGUGGCGGCUGUAGAAUGCCUACAGCGAAAUGCAUCCUCUCUGUGUCACAGCAGCAGCGAAUUCCCAAUGUAUUGAGAAAUGUGCCAUCUGCAACCAUGGUUUCACCUAACGUCUCUGUGCCUUUGGGUACCAGUAACCAUCCAGUGGAAAGUAGGAAUGAGACAGCUGUAGAUGGUCACGACUCUACCUACUCAACAUCUAUCAACCAGUCGUAUGAUGUGGAGGCACCGUCUGGCCUGUGGCUCCUCGAAGGGUCAGGGUCCGACAUGGGCUCAAAAGGUCAUCUUGUUCAAGAGAAACAUCUGACCCCAGAGAGUGGGGGUGAAAGUCAGGGCGGGGUAUCCAAAGUCAAACGGAGGCUGCUCAUGCACGUGGCAAAGGAGACCAGGAGUGCAGAUGUCAGCAGAGGAGCAACCUCUGUGCUCAGACCCAACGCCAGCACUCCUAGAGUUGCAGAGCCUUUAGCUGCAGUGCGGUGGUACGAAGGUCAUGGCGGUCAAGACAAGCAGGAGCAACUAAAACAGACCCACGCUGCUCAGGUGAGAGCCCUGCAAGAUGAACACAGGAGACAACAGGAAGAACUACUGCAGGCAUUGGCAGCACGUUACCAUCUCCUCCAGAGCGUGUCCUUCCCUUGCUCCAUGUCAAGCUCACGUCUUCGGGACACGUUGGCAAUUUCUACCCUCUCUCAGCCAUCCAGCCCACUCUUAGAGCAUUGCCGCCCCCUGCUGUUAGCAGCUGUGAAAGGUUUUCUAGCUCGCAGGCUGCUGAAGACUGAGAGAGUGGCGCAGCUGGUGCGCACCAUCAGGGACACACAUCAGUUCCUGCAGGCCCUCCAGCGGCAGAGCCCUGGCAGAGGAGAGUUCCAUAGCAGACAGGACCUUUUAUUGCAGGAGAGAGUCACUCUGCAGCUGCGUGCUGCACGUUAUGAGGUCCACGACAUAUUCUUCAGCCUGUCAGCUGGAGAGAGGAUGCAGUUGAUCAACUGGGACAGAGAGCUGGCCAGAGAGAGAGAGCUCAGACGACAGAAUGGGCAUACGGGCAAUCCCAGAGGAAAGAGUUCUCUGUCAACUGCAACACAGAAGUCACUGGAGAGGAAGAGAGGCAUGAUAAUCCAGAAAAAGGUAGCAGAAAGGCACACAGGAGUUGUGAAGAAGAAUGGACACAAUACUGGAUUAUCUGCCGAGCAGCCAAAGGAAACCAAACGAGGACAGUUAAGAGCAAAACCUCAGAGGGUCCCUAAGGACACUUACUCCUCCAGACCACGAUGACACUUUCCUAACUGGCCCCAGUGAGGACUCCUAAUCAAGCCUCUAGCGAUUACAUGAAUAUUGUAUUAAAAAAAAAAAACACUGACGCCCUUAAGCUGACUCUUAGCAGACUUUAUGACAUGUCGUAGCAGGAAAAGCACAGGUGUAAUGAAUAGCACUAAUGAUUGCUCCAUCUCAUUUGCAUAUACCAGUAAGCCAGUAGUUCCAAACCUGGGUGUCAUCUUGUGAGAUAUAUUAGCACAGGAAAGGAGCAAAAAUGUACACAGUCUAUGCAGCACAAGUAGACUUUCAUUUGACUUACCGGAUGAUUUUACCUCUGUGUAAAGAGUCUAUUAAUCAGGUUAUUAGUUCAGCUGUUUUUGCAUGUUAGUUUUUUCCAGUUUUCCAAUGCUAAAUCUAUACUUUAGGCUAGACCAGCUCCAGAUGUAUUAGCACAUAUUGAACUUUGUUAGUAUUGAAUUUAAACAUUUUGUAGGACAGUGUGCUCACUUAUACAGACAUUUUAAUAUCCAUAUUAGUGUUAACGCUAAUACUUGAAUAGUGUGUCACUCCCAAGGGUUGCCCUUAAAUAUUUUUGUAGUGUAUUGGGGUCACAUGUCAGCCAAAAAAAAAGUUUAUUCUUGGAAACUUUGGACCUGUUUUAUGUUAUUUAUUUAUUUGUGGUUGUAUGGUAAUAAAUAUUUCUUAACCCUU
Messenger RNA from Etheostoma cragini (Arkansas darter), 5010 nucleotides. RefSeq lists its product as uncharacterized. The transcript has 10 exons. NCBI's taxonomy places the organism in Eukaryota, Metazoa, Chordata, Actinopteri, Perciformes, Percidae. Gene Ontology annotation, biological process: regulation of cytokinesis; centrosome duplication; centriole replication. Gene Ontology annotation, cellular component: centriole. Bases 634 to 4317 code for a protein of 1227 amino acids. The record is from RefSeq and is a predicted model, not a curated record.